Malassezia globosa CBS 7966 is the source of this 534-nucleotide messenger RNA. RefSeq lists its product as uncharacterized. Bases 1 to 534 code for a protein of 177 amino acids. NCBI's taxonomy places the organism in Eukaryota, Fungi, Basidiomycota, Malasseziomycetes, Malasseziales, Malasseziaceae. Gene Ontology annotation, molecular function: protein phosphatase inhibitor activity. Gene Ontology annotation, cellular component: cytoplasm. The transcript has 2 exons. The record is from RefSeq and is a predicted model, not a curated record.
AUGCUUCCGCACCAGCAAAACAAAAUUGAUAUCUCGUCACUCACGGAGGAAGAGCAAAAACUGUUUCGUUUGUACGGCAAGCUACCGAAUCGCAAAGAUUUGGUGGCGAACAAGUUGAAAGAACGAAAAUACUUCGACUCUGGCGAUUACGCUUUGUCAAAAGCCGGCCGUGCGCCCAAGCAGUCAGUCGGUACUACUAUUCCUAAUCCGGAGAUGGUGCCUCAUGCCGCGUAUCCUUCGCACCCUGUGCAAACGCCUGGCAUGUUUGUACAAGGAAGUGGUCUGGGAGGUGCUACUAGUGGCCCGAAUGUACCAACUAGCCCUGGUGCGUCUAACAUGAUGAACGUCCCAUCUAGCCCGUCAGGUGGCCACCGAACAUCGGUAGGCAGUGGUUCAUUCACAGACACGGGUUCUCGUUCAUCAUUUCCUAUGGCCACGGGCGUAAUGGCUGGCAGUCCAAGUCGUGAGCCAACAAGUUCUCUGAGCCGCGAACAGAUGCCAGACCCUUCGUCUUCUAAUGCAAUGCAGGAAUGA